This is a messenger RNA of Saccharomyces mikatae IFO 1815, 1701 nucleotides long. It is a transcript of the gene MED1, whose product is annotated as Med1p. Lineage: Eukaryota; Fungi; Ascomycota; Saccharomycetes; Saccharomycetales; Saccharomycetaceae. The record is from RefSeq and is a predicted model, not a curated record. The transcript has a single exon. Bases 1 to 1701 code for a protein of 566 amino acids.
AUGGUGGAAGGAGACUCUUACGUGGAGACUUUAGACUCCAUGAUUGAAAUAUUCAAGGAUUACAAACCCGGUUCCAUAACUUUGGAAAAUAUAACAAGACUUUGUCAAACUUUAGGUCUCGAAUCCUUCACAGAGGAACUGAGUAACGAACUUUCAAGACUAUCUACUGCAUCGAAAAUCAUCGUGAUUGAUGUUGACUACAAUAAGAAGCAAGAUAGAAUUCAAGACGUCAAACUGGUACUAGCAUCUAAUUUUGAUAAUUUUGACUAUUUUAACCAGAGAGAUGGCAAACAAGAAAAAUUUAACAUUCUUUUAAACUCCUUAACAAACUACCCUGAUUUGAAAGCUUUUCAUAGUAAUUUGAAAUUUUUAUAUCUUUUAGAUGCAUACUCCCAUAUCGAGUCUGAGUCAUCCUCACAUAAUAAUGCUUCUGCUGACAAAAGCAUAGACUCAAGCAACAAUUCUCUCAACAACCAAGGUAAGCUUGAUUUGUUCAAGUAUUUUACGGAACUAUCACACUAUAUCAGGCAGUAUUUCCAAGACAAUUUAUGGGACUUUACAGUUAGGACCAAUUUAAAUGACAAGUUUGGGAUUUAUAUUUUAACACAGGAUCAGAACGGCAAGGAGGUGCCUUUGGCUAAGGUUUAUUUAGAUGAGAACAAGAGCAAUUCACAGUAUAGAUUUUAUGAAUACAUAUAUUCACAAGAAACUAAAUCCUGGAUAAAUGAAUCUGCUGAGAAUUUCUCUAACGGAAUAUCUUUAGUUAUGGAGAUUUCAGCAAACACUCAAAAGAAUAAUUAUACGGAUUUGAUUUGGUUUCCUGAAGAUUUCAUAUCAUCAGAGUUAAUUAUAGAGAAAGUUUCAAGUUCAUCAAAUUCGCCUUCUUCCCCGCCCAUCAUUGAUUUAUUUUCGAACAAUAACUACAAUAGUAAAAUACAUCUCAUGAACGAUUUUACAACGAAGUUAAUCAAUAUUAAAAAAUUUGACAUUAGCAAUGAUAAUCUAGAUUUGAUUGCUGAAAUACUAAAAUGGGUUCAAUGGUCCAGAAUAGUCCUCCAAAAUGUCUUUAAGCUAGUAUCCACUCCUAAUUCGAAAUUGAAUUCGCCAGAAUUUGAAGCGGAUCAUUCAGCUCCAUUUUCCAAUUUGAAUAAAGACAAAACCUCAACAGCAUCUAAUACUGAGCCAAUUUCAAAAACUAAUCGGCACGGAAGUGUGGUAGAGGCAUCCAGAAGAAGGCGUUCAUCAACGAAUAAAAGCAAACGUCCCAGUAUAACCGAGGCGAUGAUGCUGAAAGAGGAAGGUCUCCAGCAAUUUAAUUUGCAUGAAAUUUUAUCCGAACCCGUUAUAGAAGAAGAAAAUGGAGAUGGUAUCAAAGAGCAGUCUGCAACGACAAAUGGUGGUAGUGGCCUCAGAUUUACUGCUUCUGUUUCGAAUCAAGAGAACGGAGAAACCGACAAUACGAUGGACAACCAAAGUGUUCCACAACGUACUAAUUCGGAGUAUAAUGGUGCACCAGCAGGUGAAGUAGACAUUGAAAUGAAAGACGUUAGUUCUAAGGCUAAGGAAGCUGACUCAUCGGUUUUACAAUUAAUUGUCAGUGAAGACCGUAUCAUUCUCGAUAAUAUUUCUGAAUGCAACUUGUAUGAUGACGUAACAUGCUGGAACAGGUUUGUUGAAAAAUUCCAGAAUAUUGUCAGCUAA